Molecule: messenger RNA, 1224 nt
Organism: Saxophila tyrrhenica
Lineage: Eukaryota; Fungi; Ascomycota; Dothideomycetes; Mycosphaerellales; Extremaceae
Exons: 2
Coding region: 1-1224 (407 amino acids)
Cellular component (GO): endomembrane system
Source: RefSeq, a predicted model, not a curated record
AUGAGGAUAUCUUGGGCAGCAACACUGCUGCUCACCCUCCUCCCCACCACCCUCGCUUGGACAAAAGAAGACCACGAGAUUUUCCGUCUCAAAGACGAAGUCCAGUCGUCCGAAGGCCAGAACGCGACUUUCUACACUUUUGUUGGCGUGAAGCCGAGUGCAAGUCAGGAGGACAUAAACAAAGCCUACCGCAAACUCUCACGGACCAUACACCCUGACAAGGCGAGGAGUAACUGGCUCGCGACGUACAAUACGCCUAAAAAGACUACGACGAAAGCUGGAGCGAAGCCGACGACGCAUGUGCAGAAGCACAAGCAGCCGAGUCAAAGCGAGAUCAAGAAGUUUGACAAAGAGGCGAGUGCGAGGUUUGAGAGGUUGAGUUUGGUUGCGAAUAUCUUGCGGGGGCCGGAGAGGGAGCGGUAUGAUUAUUUCUUGAGCAAUGGGUUCCCGACUUGGAGAGGGACGGGGUACUAUUAUGAGCGAUUCAGGCCUGGGCUAGGCACGGUCUUGUUCGGAUUGUUUGUGUUUGUGGGUGGAGGGGUCCAUUAUGCUGCGCUGUACUUGGGAUGGAAGAGGCAGAGGGAGUUUGUGGAGAGGUAUAUCAAGCAUGCGAGACGGAUGGCUUGGGGCGAUGAAGGAGGGAUUGGUGCGAUUCCUGGACUCAGCGGUACUUCGACGCCUACGGGUGGGCAGCAGCAGUCUAUGCAGGAUGGAGACGAGAGCAUGCAGUGGAACAGGAAGCAGAAGCGGGCGAUGGAGAAAGAUCGGAAGAAGGAGUCCAAGGCACCCGUGAAGAGUGCGAGGGCAGCGGACAAGGCGAAGAACGAUGGCAUUAGCACGCCGCAGGAGGCAGAGAUCACUUCCGGUCCUGUGGGAGCGAAGAAACGAACGGUCGCCGAGAAUGGGAAGGUCUUGAUCGUGGACAGCGUCGGGAACGUAUUCCUGGAGGAUGAGACGGAGGAGGGCGAUCGGCAGGAAUUCCUGCUCGACCCCAACGAAGUCCCACAACCACGCCUAAGCGACACCUUCCUCGUCCGCGGCCCCAUCUUCCUCUACAACAUCACCCUCGGCCGAGCGCUGAGCAAACAGACGGCCGAGCACGUGCAGUGGGAAGUCACGGCCGGCGAGGAGCAGGACCAAGACGGCGAUGCGCUGCUCAAAUCCGCUUUACCGCCUAACUCGAACGGCGAGACGAGGAAGCGGAAAGCGAAGGCUAGAUCGUAG